Molecule: messenger RNA, 1762 nt
Organism: Anthonomus grandis grandis
Lineage: Eukaryota; Metazoa; Arthropoda; Insecta; Coleoptera; Curculionidae
Product: aldehyde dehydrogenase, dimeric NADP-preferring-like
Exons: 7
Coding region: 169-1662 (497 amino acids)
Biological process (GO): aldehyde metabolic process
Cellular component (GO): cytoplasm
Molecular function (GO): aldehyde dehydrogenase (NAD+) activity
Source: RefSeq, a predicted model, not a curated record
CUCAACAACAUAACCUUUGAACCUUAGGCGUCAAUUUUUUUUAAACAUUUCUGUUUUUGAAUUUAAAAUUUGAUUUUUAUCUCUCAUCCCUGAAUAGUGAUUUUUUACAUAAUAGAGGCCGUAUACUUUCAAUAGGCUUUAGAUAAAGUUCAGUCACUUCAGUCCACAAUGCCGCACCCAUCUGAAAUUAUUUCAGUACUCCGUAACUCCUUUAAUAAUGGGAAAACCAAACCUAUAUCGUUCCGUAUUAAGCAGCUUAAAAGUCUCUAUAAAAUGUAUGUGGAAAAUGAAGAUAAAAUUUUAUCUGCCUUAUGGACUGACUUAAGAAAAAGCAAAUCUGAGAGCAAUGUAAUGGAGAUAGGUUUCCUCUAUAAUGAUAUAAAGAAUUUGGUGUAUAAUUUAGAAGAAUGGGCAAAACCGGAAUAUGUUAAGAAGGAUUUGGCAAAUAUAUUGGACACCGCUUAUAUUCAAAGAGAACCUUUUGGAGUAGUUUUAUCAAUAGGAGCAUGGAAUUACCCAGUAAAUCUGACUUUAUUACCUGUCCAUGGAGCCAUAGCAGCAGGAAACUGUGUGAUUAUCAAACCUUCAGAAGUAGCUGAGGCCACCAGCAAUGUUAUAAGUGAACUAAUACCCAAAUACCUUGAUACUGAUUGUUAUAGGGUUUACACAGGUGGAGUGGCAGAAACAACUGAAUUAUUAAAAGAAAAGUUUGACUAUAUAUUUUAUACAGGAAAUUCUACUGUGGGGAAAAUCAUUCAUGCAGCAGCUAACAAAUAUUUAACCCCAGUUACUUUAGAACUUGGAGGCAAAAGUCCUUGCUACUUAGACAGCUCGGCAAACCUCAAAACGGCAGCCAAAAGAAUUCUUUGGGGCAAAUAUGCAAAUGUUGGUCAAACUUGUGUGGCCCCAGAUUAUCUCUUAUGCACCAAAGAAAUAGAAGAGAAAUUUAUUCCUAUUGCCAGAGAAGUAUUAAAAGAGUUUUAUGGGGAAAACCCUAAGGAAAGCCCAGACUAUGGUAGAAUUAUUGCUGACAGGCAUUUUCAAAGAAUAAAGAAACUAUUGGAAACUGGAAAAGUCAUUGUUGGGGGAGAUUGUGAUCCUAAGGAGAGAUAUAUUGCACCAACCAUUAUGACUGACGUGAAACAAGGUGAUCCAAUCCUCCAAGAGGAAAUUUUUGGACCCAUUUUACCAAUUGUCAAUGUGGCAAAUGCCCAUGAGGCCAUCAAGUUUAUUAAUGCAAACGAAAAACCACUUGCCUUGUAUGUAUUUUCAAAUAACACCAAUGAAGUGAAGUUGAUUUUAAACAACACCAGCUCAGGAACUGUGUGCAUAAACGACACCUUAAUGCAACUAACUGUGGACACUCUACCUUUCGGUGGGGUUGGUCAGAGUGGCAUGGGUUCCUACCAUGGAAAAUAUUCCUUCGACACAUUUUCACAUAAAAAAUCAGUGCUGUGGAAAGAUUUGGGUUUAUUGGGAGAAAAGUUGGGAGCUGCCAAGUAUCCUCCUUUCACCAGGGCGAAAAUGAAUUAUUUGAUGUUUAUGUUGGCCAAAAGGCCUUGGCUUAGGUGCAAUAAGAAGAUUUGUAAUGUUUUGGUGUUUUUCAGCGGCAUCUUGACCUACUAUAUUUUUAAUAAUUAUAUGAGCCUAUAUUACUCUUAAUUGUGAAUUUUUUUGCAGUAAUAUUUACAGUUUUGGAUGAAACUAUUAGAAUAAUUAAAUAUCUGUAUGAUGAGUUGAAACAUGGUUAUGGUAAUAGUAA